Messenger RNA from Aspergillus ochraceoroseus IBT 24754, 948 nucleotides. Its product is annotated as E3 ubiquitin-protein ligase MARCH. The coding region runs from base 1 to 948 and encodes 315 amino acids. Gene Ontology annotation, molecular function: zinc ion binding. The transcript has 2 exons. NCBI's taxonomy places the organism in Eukaryota, Fungi, Ascomycota, Eurotiomycetes, Eurotiales, Aspergillaceae. The record is from RefSeq and is a predicted model, not a curated record.
AUGAAUAGGCCAACCUGGCAAUGGUCUGCAGGAACCUCUCCGACGCCCACAGCCUCCAGGAGCUCCGAGGCAGACCAACCCCCUGAAGAAUCCCGGCAGGCCGGUGAUUCAGGUGUUCCCAGACCUGAGGCUCCCAAAAAACAUUACCCACCUCGCGUCUGCCGCAUCUGCCUGGAGUCUGUGCCUCCCACCUUCGUUCCUCCCUCUGAGAACAUACCAGGGUUUCUCCAGCGCGAGCCACGGAUUAUCUAUGAGUCUUCGGAUCCAGAGCUAGGCCGACUCCUUCGGCCCUGCAAAUGCAAAGGCUCUGCCCGGUAUGUCCACGAAGGAUGUCUCCAAACCUGGCGUCAUGCGGAUCCCGGCUACGGCAAGCGGAACUACUGGAACUGCCCGACUUGUGGGUUUCGGUACCGGCUAGGUCGACUCGCCUGGUCGCGCUGGAUCAGUAGCACUGUUACGCAGAUAUUCUUAACCUUCAGCAUUCUGAUUUUGACCGUAUUCGUUCUUGGUUUUAUUGCUGACCCCAUCAUUAACCUUUACGUCGACCCCAUGGACACGAUCUACUACGCUGAAUUCUGGGAAGUCAAUAGGGUAUCGAACACCAAGCGGGCUUCUUGGUUCGAGCACUUCGUCAAGGGAGUCGCGUCGUUAGGACUGUUGUCGUUUGUCAAGGUGAUAUUUGCCAUGUCACCGUGGCAUUGGUUCAACAUCCGGUCCACAUCUGUGGUGGGUGGACGCAGAAACGCCGGGAGAAACCGAGUAGCUUCUCUGAGCUGGAUCAUGAUUGUGAUUGGUGUUGGAACUUUUCUCUGGGCUGUAUAUAAAGGCGUAAGAGCUUGGAGCCGGAGAACGUUGGAAAAGGCCAGCGAACGCGUGCUGGAUGUUCCCCUACCUGACGACGACGAUGAUGAUGAUGGGGUUGAGGAGACAGGACGUAAAAUGCAAUAA